UUUCCGGCACACAAGGCCAUGGCCAAGAAAGAUACUAUUUUAAAAAUCUGUUCACGAGACCAGAGGCAAUAGAAGAGGAGCCCUGAAGGACUGGUCAUUAUCUCUGUCCUUCUUACACCGUCCAGAGGAACUACUACAGCUGUACACACAUCGCCAUCAUGUCUGACAGAGAGAGGAAAUCUAAAAUCCCUGCUUCCAGGAAGCUUCUUCUGAAGACUCUUAUGCUUCAGAAAGCCACUGAAGAUCUGGAAAAAGAGUACACAGAAGCGGAAGCGGAGAAAGCCCGAACCCUUUCAGAGAAAGUUCCACCCUUACAGUGUGGAGGCCUGAACCUUCAGCAGUUACAGCAAUUGUGCCAUAAACUUCAUAAACAGAUCGAUGCUGUAGAUGAAGAACGCUAUGACAUUGAAGUAAAAGUCAAAAAGAAUGAUUUCGAUAUCAGUGGUUUAAACCAGAAGAUUUUUGACCUUAAGGGAAAAUUCAAGCGUCCCAACCUGCGCAGAGUGCGUAUCUCAGCCGAUGCCAUGCUUAAGGCCCUCCUUGGAUCCACAACUAAGGUUUCCCUAGACCUGAGGGCUAACCUGAAGUCAGUGAAGAAGGAAGAUGAAAAGGAAAAGAAUGCUGAAGUUACUGACUGGCGUAAAAACAUUGAAGCUAUGUCCGGAAUGGAAGGCAGAAAGAAGAAGUUUGACACCACUACUGCAUAGGGAUGAAAAGAAGAAAAUAAAGAUUUUGAAGAUUUGCAACAAUCUCCGUAUCUCCCAAAGACUACCAUCAUUUGUGAUUAUUAAAUAUUGUUUAUCUUUA
Molecule: messenger RNA, 807 nt
Organism: Rana temporaria (common frog)
Lineage: Eukaryota; Metazoa; Chordata; Amphibia; Anura; Ranidae
Product: troponin I, slow skeletal muscle-like
Exons: 9
Coding region: 159-707 (182 amino acids)
Biological process (GO): muscle contraction
Cellular component (GO): troponin complex
Source: RefSeq, a predicted model, not a curated record